Eriocheir sinensis (Chinese mitten crab) is the source of this 2270-nucleotide messenger RNA. Its product is annotated as holocytochrome c-type synthase-like. Gene Ontology annotation, cellular component: mitochondrion. Gene Ontology annotation, biological process: cytochrome c-heme linkage. The record is from RefSeq and is a predicted model, not a curated record. The transcript has 7 exons. NCBI's taxonomy places the organism in Eukaryota, Metazoa, Arthropoda, Malacostraca, Decapoda, Varunidae. Gene Ontology annotation, molecular function: holocytochrome-c synthase activity. Bases 433 to 1383 code for a protein of 316 amino acids.
CUCCCUGAGUCCUCUCGUGUCCAACGUUAGGUAAAGGUAAACAGUCGGCCGCAGGGGUGCCAUUACGGUGACGCAGUGCCGCUGUCUGGGCCACUGUUACUCCAUAGUACAACAGGGAACACAUACACCACCAGCCUCAGUGUGACAGUGUGGCGCAGCUCAGGCAGCGUGGGAGCCAGCAGAGGUCCGUGGAGGCAGAGCUACCGGCGCACCAGCCUCCCACCCCACAGAUGUGGAGGAGAGCACAACAGUCAUAAAGCCUCCUGGAGCAACCAAACCCACCUAAAGAAAAACUGCAAUAGUUGUGAUACAGUUAGCAACACUACAAGAAUCAAGGCAACAACACAUCACCGCUACAAAGGUGUACCCCAGACUUCAUCGACUUCAUUGACUUUGAGCCCUCCCUAGAAAUUAUGGCCUUAAGCUAUAGUGAUGGGGAAUAGCAUUUCUGCCGCCCAAAACACAGCCAGUGCCCUCACUGGCGGGGGAGGGGGAGCUGCCCAUGUCAUCUCUGAGUUCCCUUCACCCCAGCUUUCUGUGGACACCUCAGGCCAGCCUCCAGCAGAGUGUCCAAUGCACAGAGUCCCAGCAGCUCCGCCCUCCGAAUGCCCCAUGCAUAAUAAAGAUGUGGCUGCUUCCUCUGCCUCCCCUUCAGAAUGUCCCAUGGACAAAUCUUACCAACAGCAGAGCCUCCCAUCUGAGUGCCCCAUGAGUGGGGGUGCAGGGAAGGGCCCCGCCCACCAGGCAGGACUCCACUAUGGCACAGACCAUGCUGGAAAGUUUGUGGACAUCAACCCGUUGAACCAAGAGGCAUUCCCUAACCAGAAGCCAUCUCCUGACCAGCCCUUCGCCCUGCCCACUGAGAGACAGGUGUCAUCAAUUCCCAAGGCUGAUGCAGAAGGAGAAAACUGGGUGUACCCAUCACCACAGAUGUUCUGGAAUGCAAUGCUGAGAAAGGGCUGGCGCUGGAAGGACGAUGAGUUAUCCCAGCGUGACAUGGACCACAUCAUCCGCAUCCACAACAUUAACAAUGAGCUGGCCUGGCAGGAGGUGCUGCGUUGGGAGUCUCUGCACAAACAUGAGUGUGGCCAACCAAGGCUGAAGCGCUUUGGGGGCAAGGCUUCAGAUUAUUCCCCUCGAGCAAGAGUGAGAGGUUGGCUGGGGUAUGAAUUGCCGUUUGACCGCCACGACUGGAUUGUGGACCGCUGCGGGAAAGAAGUACGUUACAUCAUCGAUUACUAUGAUGGGGGCCCAGUCAACCCUGACAACCACCAGUUUGCCAUUCUAGAUGUACGGCCAGCCAUGGACUCCUUUGAAAAUGUAUGGGAUCGCAUGGUGGUCGCCUGGUGGAGGUGGACCCGUAGUCCAGAGAGUGCAGAGUAAGCUUAUGACACCACUCUUCUCAUACCCUUUUAAGAGCUCCUCCUCCCCCAAGCCAUUUACCCUAUUUUCAUGUUACUUGUUCUGUUUUACCUAUUGCUAAUUGUGAUAAUUGGCUUAGACAGUCUACUACAAGAAACGUUGCUCCCUUGUCACAGGAAGGUAGAGGCAGUGCUUGGGUGACUCAAGGGAGGAGGAGGUAUAAUGAAACUCAGUAAUGUUGACAUGCAGGUGGGUGACUGAACAAUGUAAUGGUGAACUCAUGUUUUUAUUGAGUAUUUUGCUGACUCAGAACAGCUACAGGCCAGUGGUGAUAGCAUUGUGAACAGCAGCAGUAGUAAAAAGAUCAACAGGUUAAUUAACCUCCAAUAAAGCUUGUAUUUGAUCAUCUGGGAAGUAACAGCAAAUAGGGCCUUCAAAGAGUGCUUGAGUGAUUAAAGGAGGAGGUAUAGUGAGACUUCUAGUAGUGUUGAUGUAGUAGGUGGGUGAGUGGGCAGGGAAAGAAUGAAUACAAAUCUUGAAUUCAUAUUUCACUGACUCAAAACAGCAUCAGCCCGGUGAUGGUUGGAUUGUCAGUUUGCAGAAGUAUCUACCGUUUUAGUAACUUUGCAUCUUGUCAUUAAAGAAAUAGACUAUUUAACUGUGUGUCAUGGCAGUAUAUGUCUUGAACAACUUUGCUAAGCCAUUACAAUAGUCUCCACUCCUGAUCUACAAGGCACAUGGUGCUCGUAGUAUUACCUACCCUCAUGUAGACUUACUGCUGCUGUAAUGUAGGGCUGAACUGACCAACCAACAAGUCAGCUGGUCUAAUCACAAUGAGUUUCUUCAAUGUUUAUGUGUGUAAAUAUGAUGUACAAAGGUAAUUAUACUAAACCAUAAUACCACUGCUA